Cricetulus griseus (Chinese hamster) is the source of this 2539-nucleotide messenger RNA. NCBI's taxonomy places the organism in Eukaryota, Metazoa, Chordata, Mammalia, Rodentia, Cricetidae. The record is from RefSeq and is a predicted model, not a curated record.
UCCUGGUGACAUCAAGAACUUAGCACAGCUUACAGAGCUGUCUCCCAACCUUUAUCUGAGAGUCCAGGUGUUGAGAAAGUCCAUGAGACAGAAGAACGUCAAGGAACAUUUUCAGAGGAGCCCUAUCCAGGUGAAAAGCCAGACAGCUGUUGCCAGCUUCACAACAACCAUGGGAGACCAUGCUGGUGGUGAUCAGGUGAAGGAGAAUCUGCUUCAGCUGAGGUGUCACUUCACAUGGGGACUGCUGAUUGAAGAUGUUGACUUACCUGAUUUGGAAAUGAGAAUCCAGGAAGAGGUUGAGUUCCUAGACAUCAAGAACCCAGCAGGGAUGCACAACCUGCUGGCCUAUGUGAGGCACCUGAAAGGCCAGCAUGAGGAAACCCUGGAGAGCGUGAAAGAAGCAGAAGCCCUGACCCAGAAGGAGAAGCUGGACAAGAGAAGCCUGGUGACCUGGGGCAACUGUGCCUGGGUGCAUUACAACAUGGGCAGCUUGUCAGAAGCUCAGGCCUACCUGGACAAGGUGGAGAACAUUUGCAAGGAAUUUGCAAGUCCCUUCAGCUACAGGAUGGAGUGUGCUGAGAUGGACUGUGAGGAAGGCUGGGCCUUGCUGAAAUGUGGUGCACAGAAUUAUAGACAAGCCAUGGCCUGCUUUGCAAAGGCUCUGGAAUUGGAGCCUGAAAAUCCUGAAUACAACACUGGCUUUGCUGUUGCAGCCUAUCGUGAAGACUUCAACAACAAUAAUACUUCUCUAGAACCCCUCAGGAAGGCUGUCAGCUUAAAUCCAGAAGAUCCAUAUCUUAAAGUUUAUCUUGCCCUGAAGCUUCAGGAUGUGGGAGAAACACCUGAAGCAGAAACACACAUUGAAGACGCCCUCAGCAGCGCAUCCUGCCAAACAUAUGUCUUUCGCUAUUCAGCCCAGUAUUACUGUAGGAAAGGCUGCAUAGACAAGGCUCUCCAGCUCCUACACAGGGCUUUGCAGGCAUCACCUGACUCUGGCUACCUGCAUUACCAAGUAGGGCUCUGCUACAGGCAACAAAUGAUCCAACUGAAGAGAUCCAGAAACAGGCAACCCAGAAAGCAGUGCAAUUUGCAGGAAUUGGCAACAACGGCCAUUUAUGAAUUUCAAAGGACAGUGGAACUGAGGCCCACACUUGAGAUGGCUUAUGUUUGCAUGGCUGAAGCACAGGCAGAAAUUCACGAAUAUGAAAAAGCAGAGGCAAACUUCCAGAAGGCACUGAACAUGAGGAACCUUGAUUGUCACAUAGAGCAGGAUGUUCAUUUCCGCUAUGGCCGUUUCCAACAAUUUCAUCAGAAAUCAGAAGACAAGGCGAUCACCCACUACUUAAAGGGUCUAAAGAUAGAAGAAUCAUCCUUUGCCCAGACAAAACUUCUCACAGCUUUGGAGAAAGUGGCUGAAAGACGUGUUGACCAUGAGGAGCAACUUGUGGAGAGCCUCGGCCUCCUUGGGUUAGUCCACAAACUGAAAGGGAACAUGCAGGAGGCCCUGCUGUGCUAUGAGAGGGCUCUGAGGCUCACUGGGGAAAUAAACCCUGAAUUUUGAAUGCAACUCAGCUCUGUGAAGUUAAUGUAGGCGUCACUGAGGCUUCCUGCUCUCCUUCCUGAUAGCUUUGUCUAGAACUGCAUAGCUUGCUGAAAUGCCAAGUUCUAAAUGUGUUAGCUCCUGCCACCUCUGUCUCACCUCUCACUGUCAUUGAUGGGUCUAAAAGGAAACAUCCAUCCCCCUCACUUCUAGUCACUUCAUGACCAGGACUGACUCCUCCUCUUCUGGAGUCCUGUGACUCCAUGUUUUUUUCUCAUGUCUGUGCCUGAGGUAGGAAAGUGUCCCAUCCUCUUCCUGCCAGUGUGCUGGACAAAGAAACUCUCUCCAAGAAGGUUUCACUUUAGAACACCAGAAACUCUUAACUACAGUACAAUCUCAGAGCAAAACAAAUGAGCAACAGGGAAAGUUUGAAAGCAGGAGAUGUCUCACAUUAUUGGGCACUUAGUAACCAAGCAGACUCUUUAGCUUUAGAGAAAUAGAAGGAAGGCCUUUCUUAGGUUGCUUAUACCGAAAAUUACCUAAAUAACUUUACUCAAUAUUUGUAUGCUAAAAAUAUUCAGUCAAAGCAACUUCAAUAACAAAUUUGCUAUAUCUUGUUGGUGACAUUUUAAAAGAUGAAAUUGCAUGUUUGCAUAGUAUCUUGUUUUCUUUUAUUCUCAGCUUGAAACAUCCCGAGGUCAUCUGGAAAGAUCUGCCCCCAUCAGACUGGCUUAUGGGCAUAUUGUGGCUUUUUUGUUUUUGUUUUUGUUUUUAAUUCUUACCUGUUCUAGGACACAGUCGACUCUGGUAAGUUUCAUCCCUAGGCUGGUCAACUUGACCUGUAUAAGAUAUCUAGCUGUGCAUUUUGCAGUAAGUAAACCAGCAAGCAGAAUUCCUUCAUGAUUCCUUCUCAGUUUCCUGCCUUGACUUCUUGUUCUGAGUUUCUUCAGUGAUGGAUUGUUAUCUUUAAGUGUAACUCAAAUAAACAUUUUUCCCCAA